This is a messenger RNA of Paramuricea clavata, 179 nucleotides long. The record is from the annotation of a GenBank genome assembly. Lineage: Eukaryota; Metazoa; Cnidaria; Anthozoa; Malacalcyonacea; Plexauridae.
AUGUCUGGGUCGAGACAGCGUUACUGCAGGAUUCCAAAAUUGUGUAGCCUCGUGAAGCGGGCUCGGAGCAACUGUUGGGGAUGCAAGCGAAGUCAAGCAAAACCAUGGGGGAACCCUGCGACUGGUCCACUUCCAAGCAGCAAGAAAGUUGCCGAAAGGAAAGCUAGCUUACUUGCAUG